Nyctereutes procyonoides (raccoon dog) is the source of this 1458-nucleotide messenger RNA. It is a transcript of the gene MFAP2, whose product is annotated as microfibril associated protein 2. The record is from RefSeq and is a predicted model, not a curated record. The transcript has 9 exons. Gene Ontology annotation, cellular component: microfibril. NCBI's taxonomy places the organism in Eukaryota, Metazoa, Chordata, Mammalia, Carnivora, Canidae. The coding region runs from base 525 to 1076 and encodes 183 amino acids. Gene Ontology annotation, biological process: embryonic eye morphogenesis.
AUGCCCACAGGCCCACGUCCCUUCGCCUUCCCCCUAGACGCCGGCAGCAGCGGCCAGUUGGGCGGUUGGGUCUGGGUUCGCUGCCUAGUUGGGCGCAGAGCUCCCUUCGCCGCGGUGGGAGGGGCCCUCCUGGACGGCUGAGCCCUGGACGCUCGCCCGGACUCCCGGCAAAGGAUGACAGUCUUGAGACUGCCUCCCACUGGGCUGGGACAGCGCACGGGGACCCGCAGAGCCUGCCAAGCCCACUGCGCGGCCAAAGACGGCAGUUCUUGGACUUCAGGGGCCUGGUGAAGGCUGCGGACCACUGGGCCCUCCCCGCAGAAUGACCCGCUCAGCGCUUGUCAGGCAGAGUUGGGGGGCUCAGGAGCCCCGGGCCGGGUGACAUCACAGUCCCUCCAGCGCUGCCCUUCUAGGAUCCAGAGCAGCUCUCCUCAGACUCCACCCUAAGUGUUUCCUGCUGCUCCAGACAAAUAGACCUUAGUCUCCUGUCCUGACACCAGCCCAGACGGCCUCACCCCGGAGCCAUGAGAGCUGCCUACCUCUUCCUGCUGUUCCUGCCUGCUGGCCUGCUAGCUCAGGGCCAAUACGACCUCGACCCACUGCCUCCGUUCCCGGACCACGUCCAGUACACCCACUACAGUGACCAGAUAGACAACCCGGACUACUAUGAUUAUCAAGAGGUGACUCCUCGGCCCCCCGCGGAGCAGUUCCAGUUCCAGUCCCAGCAGCAAGUCCCACAGGAAGUCAUCCCGGCCCCCACCGUAGCGCCUGGAAGCGUGGAGACAGAGCCCACGGAGCCUGGGCCUCUGGACUGCCGCGAGGAGCAGUACCCCUGCACCCGCCUCUACUCCAUCCACAAGCCCUGCAAGCAGUGUCUCAAUGAGGUCUGCUUCUACAGCCUCCGCCGCGUGUACGUGGUAAACAAGGAGAUCUGUGUCCGCACAGUCUGUGCUCACGAGGAGCUCCUCCGAGCUGACCUGUGUCGGGACAAGUUCUCCAAAUGUGGCGUGAUGGCCAGCAGCGGCCUGUGCCAGUCUGUGGCGGCCUCCUGUGCCAGAAGCUGCGGGGGCUGCUAGGGCGGAGCUGGCACCCCAAGCCCUGGGCCUUUCUCGGACCCGGGGCCCUCAGGCCCUGCCUGACCUGGUGCUUUUCUCCCCGGCCUGACAUUCCUUUUAUUCUGUAAGAAGUUAGUGGACUAUGGCCCUGCGGGGUUGGUCUCGGGCCCCUCUCCCAGCCUGCGGCCACCCCGGGGCCCAAGGGGGGCUCCCCACUGCCCAGGGCUCCUCACCCCCCGAUGAGGGGCAUCCGGGCCUCUGAUGUGCCUUCUCCGUCCCCCUGCCCCCAGCCCCUCCAGGUAGGCUGUGCCCCUCACACCCCAGUUGGUCCGCUAGGACUUCGUACAGCUCCCGGGCAUAGACCACCCUUGUUUUAUACAAAAUUAAAAUGGUUUUUACAAAA